Molecule: messenger RNA, 976 nt
Organism: Megalobrama amblycephala (Wuchang bream)
Lineage: Eukaryota; Metazoa; Chordata; Actinopteri; Cypriniformes; Xenocyprididae
Gene: tp53inp2a
Product: tumor protein p53 inducible nuclear protein 2
Exons: 4
Coding region: 276-755 (159 amino acids)
Biological process (GO): positive regulation of DNA-templated transcription; autophagosome assembly
Cellular component (GO): nucleus; autophagosome
Source: RefSeq, a predicted model, not a curated record
CUACCUCUCAGGGCUUUUUUUGUUUUUAUUAUCAGCUGUUCGUUGGGAUCUGUACUGCGGUGCUAUAAUUUGCAUGGAAUAAAAGCAAAAAUAAACAAAACAAAAGAGCAUAUAUUCUACACCUCUACCUCGGAUUAAACUACCAAAGAUUUAUUUUUAACGAAUUAGACGUCGGGAAAUCGGUUGCUCUAUAAAGAAGCAGGUCAUUCUGCUGAGAUCUGAGUUCUGCCAGCGAAGAAGUGUGAGACUCAUACAAUCAAACGUAAUUUAUAACCAUGCUUCAACGGCUCACAAACCUGCUCUUUGGAAGCGUGAAUGAAACAACUCAGGAACCAACUGUACCAAAACCAGGGUCUCCGGAAGUGGAUGAGGAGGGCUGGCUUCUGGUCAGCGCAGCGGAUGGAGAGACAUCCUCUGAACCCAAUGAGGUUCAGUUGAAGAUAGUAAGAACCCUGUCAAGCACUGAGAAAAGUGCUGCCAGCUUGGUCAGUGAUGCAAGCAUCGCAGAGCCAGAGGUCCCUGUUGCUCGAGGCAGUGGUCGAGUAUCUCAGCGGUUGGUCUCUCAGUCUGGGGCUCUGGUCAAAGUCACACAGGUGGGCCGGAUACAGCGGGCUCAGGCUCGGGCCAACCGCCACAAUCUCGGCCGCAAAUGCAUUCAGCGCCAGAACCACAUCCGUCAACGUGUUCCUCAACAUUACUCUCGCAAACAGCGUGUGAUCCUCCACCAGCCUGGCCGUCGCAAUUUUAGUCACUAAAGAUGCAGAGAGAGUCAACAAGCACGCAAGCACAUGCAAGUACUUUGGUUCAAAAUAAAAGCUUGAUAUAAAAAUGUUUGAACCAUUUUUUUUGUUAUUUACAAUGUAGGGUAUAAUAAACUCAGUGGCAGCUAAAAUUAUGCCUCCAAAAAUUAUUAGAAAAUCUUUUUUACUUUCUAGUGUACUAGACUGUCAUGCAGCAAUAAAAUUAAAUGAAGGAC